Molecule: messenger RNA, 825 nt
Organism: Cooperia oncophora
Lineage: Eukaryota; Metazoa; Nematoda; Chromadorea; Rhabditida; Trichostrongylidae
Source: the annotation of a GenBank genome assembly
AUGCGCCAUCCGAUGGUGUUGAAUUUCAUCAACGAGCGCCUUCUUGAUUGUGCUUUCUUCUACACUCUCCAUGUCUUAGCUUUUGGAAUAUUUCUGUUAUUGCUGUCGUCGCAUAUUUUUUCUAGCACACUUGCUAAGGAUAUAGCUGUCACAGCCUUCAUAGCGUUAUUUCUUUUCUUUAUGAAAAGAGACAACAAAUGGGGUGUGAUGCGCCAUCCGAUGGUGUUGAAUUUCAUCAACGAGCGCCUUCUUGAUUGUGCUUUCUUCUACACUCUCCAUGUCUUAGCUUUUGGAAUAUUUCUGUUAUUGCUGUCGUCGCAUAUUUUUUCUAGCACACUUGCUAAGGAUAUAGCUGUCACAGCCUUCAUAGCGUUAUUUCUUUUCUUUAUGCUUCUUAAAGGAGCUAUUAAAGCACGCAUCUCACAUUCGAUCUCAUUCUGGUUCGUAAUAGCUUAUGCUUUUAACUUGGCCACCUACCUGGCUACUUUCCUCUAUGUUUGGCUGCCGACGUUUUUUAGUUAUGAUGAUUAUCACGAGGAACUUAAGAAAGUUAUCCUAUGGUUUCUGCCAAUUGUGGCAAUCAUUUCCGCAUGGGUAAAUUUCCUCUACAUCCUAAGGAAAUCCCCUUACGGCAUCUACAUAUUUAUGAUGGUCCGUAUAUUACGCUCGUUUGGACACGAUGAUAACGCUACGGUACUGGAGAAGCUAUUCAUCAUACUACAAGCGAUCACUAAAACAUCCACCAUGAUGAUCGGUGAAGUGGACGCAAAUGACAUUCUUGAUCACUACAUUUUGUUGGAAGUAAGCGAUCUGGCUAAGGACUGA